GUUACCGCAGCAGCCGGUUGAUGGGUGGUGUGGUCACGUGACUCCACCCCUUCGUUUCCGACACAACAAUACAACAACGGUGUCGGUCUGCAAACCGCUCCUCUCUCCCUCCUCCUACGCCUCUCUCUCUCUCGGUAUGGCGGACGGCGAGAGGUCCCCGUUGCUGUCGGAUUUGGGAGACGGCGCUCUCGGCAGCGGUAACGGCGGACUUUCUCCCGGCUCGGGGCCGUACGGCGUGCCCAACAAACCCCAGAGCUUCCCCCCCUUUCCCAGCUCCAGUCAGCCCUCUGUGCUCCUAGGAGAGGACCCUCCGCCGUUGUCCCCUCUCACCUCCCCGGAGAGUGGGAAUGCACCCGUUAUCAGCUGCAGGGUGUGUCAGAGCCUCAUCUCGGUGGAGGGCAAGACGCACCAGCAUGUGGUGAAGUGUGGCGUUUGCAACGAAGCUACGCCCAUUAAGAACGCUCCAGCAGGGAAGAAGUACGUUCGCUGCCCCUGCAACUGUCUUCUCAUCUGCAAAGUCACUUCUCAGAGGAUUGCCUGUCCCCGACCAUACUGUAAGAGGAUAAUAAAUCUGGGCCCCAUUCAUCCUGGCCCGGCCAGUCCCGAUCCCCAGCCUGCCGGAGCCCGGGUCUCCUGUGGACACUGCAGCAACACCUUCUUGUGGACAGAGUUCACGGACCGGACRCUGGCCCGGUGCCCACACUGCAGGAAAGUCUCCUCCAUCGGUCAGAGGUAUCCCCGGAGGCGAAGCWUGUGGUGUUUUCUACUCUGCUUGCUAUUCAGCGUUUCCACGGCUGGGCUGAUGGCUGGAACGUGGGUGAAGGCUCAGACCUACCAGGGGAUCUACGCCUCGUGGGCCGUCAUGCUGCUCCUGGUUCUCGUCACCUUGGCCCGGGCCUUCUACUGGGUGUGCAUGAGGGUCAGCCAGCCGCUGCAGAGCUUCACAUAGAGGGGGGCUCCUCCCCCGCCACACACACACACAUGCGCACACAUACACACCCCGCCGUCGUCUGCCACUUCCCCAGACCCACCAGGCAGGAGGAACAAUGGCUUU
Messenger RNA from Austrofundulus limnaeus, 1054 nucleotides. It is a transcript of the gene pip4p1a, whose product is annotated as phosphatidylinositol-4,5-bisphosphate 4-phosphatase 1a. The coding region runs from base 137 to 949 and encodes 270 amino acids. Lineage: Eukaryota; Metazoa; Chordata; Actinopteri; Cyprinodontiformes; Rivulidae. Gene Ontology annotation, cellular component: lysosomal membrane; plasma membrane; phagocytic vesicle membrane. The record is from RefSeq and is a predicted model, not a curated record. The transcript is spliced from 7 exons. Gene Ontology annotation, biological process: phosphatidylinositol dephosphorylation. Gene Ontology annotation, molecular function: phosphatidylinositol-4,5-bisphosphate 4-phosphatase activity.